Messenger RNA from Phymastichus coffea, 1156 nucleotides. RefSeq lists its product as uncharacterized. Lineage: Eukaryota; Metazoa; Arthropoda; Insecta; Hymenoptera; Eulophidae. The coding region runs from base 246 to 737 and encodes 163 amino acids. The transcript has 3 exons. The record is from RefSeq and is a predicted model, not a curated record.
GCUUCACUUCAGUAGUAGUCGCAGCAUCCCGUCGCGUCGUGCCCUUCGAGCAUACCGUUGCCCCGUCCGCGGCUGUUCGCUCUUCGAUCUUUCGCUCGCUUUCUUCCGGCACUGUGCGCUCCGCCAGUGUCGAAUCUUGUGCUUGGUGCUCGAUACGGAGUAGUAGCGAGAAGGCAGGCUAGGUCGGUCAGUUUGAGUGUGAAGCAGCGCGGUCUUCGAGCCUUGAGUCUCGCUAGCACAGCUGUAUGAGGCUGGCGGCUGCCGAGCGAGGGGAGAUUCGCGCGGGCAAGCUGAUCGAACGACAGAGUCCGCUGGCCGACACAAGCACGCUGGGCAAAUCAGCCAAGUUGAGUUCACGAGUCGACGAGCUUAUCGUCGAAGGCUAUUGCCGUGAAUGCAAUAGAAUGGCCACAGUCCCACAGGGAGCUUUCGCAGUGCUGCAGGUCCGUAAGAAUUCGGAGCGCCCGUUUCCCGCCAAGUUUUAUCACGAGCAGGAGAAGGAGACCAAGGAUAGCAAGAACGUCGGAUUCAACGCCAAAGUUCUUCAAGAAGGCAGAGAGUUGACGCCGCUCAAGUACAACAGCAAGUUGAUGAACAGCAUCUGGGGUCUGUACAAUCGUUACUCGGUGCACAACUUCAAAAAGAUCGACGCCAACGAGGCGGGCCUUUUGGCCUGGGGUCUGAACCCCGCCGAGGCCACCGCCAGCAAAGCACCGGUCGUCAGCGCCGGCCAUUGAUGUCGGAGGAUCUUAGUCUGUAUUGUAACUGAUAUUAUAAUAUCGAUAAUCUCAUUAGACGAUAUCUUUGUCCUCGAAGCUCUUUUUCUCUCGCUUCCCAGACAGAGAAAGACAGGAGCUGCUUCUACCUAUGUGCCUUGUCGUAAGCAAAGCAGCCUCGAGUUUGGAUGCGAGAGGCGUCCGCGAGGUGGCCGUACGACUUAAUUUAUCGCUGCAGUCCCUCCGCGCUUCGCCUCCCUGCAGUUCGUCCGCGACGACGACGAGCGCUCUUCGAAUACGUAUAGCCAUGAGAGCACCCAGUGCCAAUAUGUAUUAUAUGCCAUCCACGAUAAUAAUGCAUAUGUUAAAUACGUGUAUGAUUCUUGUUGUAGAUUCGUCUUCAGGAUUAUUAAAUGAGAUUUAUGUACCAAGUUGACAAA